Cooperia oncophora is the source of this 582-nucleotide messenger RNA. Lineage: Eukaryota; Metazoa; Nematoda; Chromadorea; Rhabditida; Trichostrongylidae. The record is from the annotation of a GenBank genome assembly.
AUGGUAGUACUGAAUAAAUAUUUCUACCCUACGUUCCAAAUUGACUGGUGUCGCAUAAGAAUUAGAAAUGUGACUUCACAGCUUGGACUAAAGUCACAGUACGGACUUAAGGGAAUGAAAUCAGUUGCACUCAACGUCGAGGAAAUCACCAUGCGCAAACAGCAAAAUUCUGAAAUAGGAACGACAUCGGAAGAAUACACAUUCUGGGAAAGCGUCCUGGUUUUCCCACUAAUUGCGGUGUUAUGCGUCUUGCUCGUUCUUAUCUUGAGCUUUAUAUUUUUUGGAAGAAGGGAGGGCCAACAAUGGAGAGACUACAAGACUACAAAAGAACAGUUGGACGGAUACGUCAGUGUGCGGCAAAGUCAGCGACAUCUGAGAGAGCUCUCUGUGCAGCGGCAGUUGCUCCUCAUGGCUCGAGGCCUUCAUCAGUCCUCAGGAUGUGAUGUGCAUUCAUUCCUCCAGCCAAUGUGCAAAGGCACGAAAAGUUACAAUGGUCCAUCAGAGAAAUUCAUAAGAAGAGGGGGCAAAUUUGAAGAAGACAACGGUUGGUUCCGAAAAAGACAUGACCUUCCUAACGCGUAG